Molecule: messenger RNA, 2713 nt
Organism: Pseudophryne corroboree (corroboree frog)
Lineage: Eukaryota; Metazoa; Chordata; Amphibia; Anura; Myobatrachidae
Gene: NKAIN2
Product: sodium/potassium transporting ATPase interacting 2
Exons: 7
Coding region: 386-1012 (208 amino acids)
Biological process (GO): regulation of sodium ion transport
Source: RefSeq, a predicted model, not a curated record
GUGGAUGAGAGCAUCCCUCCUCUGCUGUGUGUGAUACAUGCUCUGGAGCGCUUUCAUUGCUUGCAGCAUGCAGGGACUGAGAUGUUGCCAGGCUGCCUCUAUGAGCUGCCUGCAGCCAUGGGAUGUAUGAGCAUUGAGCAGCUGUGGAGAUUGUUCUCUUGGGUACCACUUCAAAACCCCUGGCUGAUCUUUCUGGUACCAGUAAAGGUAUGCUGUGGCUGCAGGUGAACUCCUAGGUCCUAAUGCCGAUUGCUUUUUCUUUGCCGGGUAAAAGAGUCACCUUAGAGACCAGCAAAAUCCAGACAAGCACCAAAGCUUUCCUAUUGCUUUUGACUUCGCUGGGAAGGAACUGACGACGAGUCUUGACCACAGGCUUUUGGAAAUCAUGGGUUUUUGCAGUGGCAGGUGCACACUGAUGUUUAUCUGUGGAAUGCAACUGGCCUGUAUACUGGAAAGACAAAUAUUUGAUUUCCUUGGCUACCAGUGGGCACCUAUCUUGGCAAAUUUUGUACAUAUCAUUAUUGUCAUACUUGGAUUAUUUGGAACCAUCCAGUGUAGAACACGUUACAUAACAGGAUAUGCUGUCUGGCUCGUCCUUUGGGUGUCUUGGAAUGUAUUUAUUAUUUGUUUCUAUUUGGAAGCUGGGGAACUUUCCAAGGAAAGAGACCUUAUCUUGACAUUUAACGUAUCAAUGCAUCGUUCCUGGUGGAUGGAAAAUGGGCCAGGAUGCAUGGUAACCUCAGUAACUCCUGCUCCAGAUUGGGCACCAGAAGAUCAUCGCUAUAUUACUAUUUCUGCGUGCUUGCUAGAAUACCAGUAUAUAGAAGUGGCACACAGCUCUCUUCAGAUCUUUUUUGCACUUGCUGGUUUUAUCUAUGCGUGUUAUGUCUUGAAAUGUAUUUCGGAAGAAGAAGACAGUUUUGAUUUCAUAGGUGGCUUUGACUCCUAUGGCUACCAGGGCCCUCAGAAGACAUCUCACUUACAGCUGCAGCCCAUGUAUAUGUCAAAAUAAAUAAAAGCAUUGAUGAAGUAUGAAGCACUCCCAUGAAAACAUUCUAUUGGAUUGUUAAAAAGGGCAACAAAAUGUGUGUUUUUAUGGUUCCUAUACCCCUGACGAGUUACCAAAAUCAGCCUUGUCCUCACAGUGCACAAAUGGAUGUACUUCCGCAGAUGCUGUAAUCCCAGGAAGACUGCUGGAGUUGUGGUGCCCUCUACUGGAGUCUUUCUGCUUCUUUUUCUUCUUUUUGCACUGUUAAUUCUAACUAAGCCUCCUAUGAGUUGCAGUACAAUGUUUGCACAGCCAGUGACUCUGUAAUGAGGAGACCUAUAUGUUGUGUUCUAACUGGACAUCAAAAACUGUGAACAAAAUUAAAAGUGCCAUAAAGACCUUUGGGGCAGAGGGAAACAUUUGUUUGCUUAGCAGGCAGUCACAAGAGAACAUCAGGACAUCAGGUGCCUGUACUUUGCCUUAACCCAGCCAAAAUGUGAUUGUCAGAGGGGGACAUAGAAUAUGAGAUGCCGUCUGCCAUCCUUGAUGCAAAACUACCAUCAUUUUGCAAAGACUUUUACAGCCAUUUCUUUGCUCUGAAGAUUUUACAUCAAACCUCCACACUGACCACAACUGUUUGUUAGCCCAGGAAACAAACACACCUGAAGAAAUGCCUUUAAGGUUAUUCCAUUAAAAACUUUGCAUAGAUCAGAACAUAUCUGUGAAAGGUUUUGCACAGGUGCUUUGUCAUUAUAGUCCUUUAUGAAGAGAACAUAAAGUGCAAGAAAAAUAUAUGGCAAUAUAAUGCUCAAAAGGCCCAGUUGUAAUCUGCAAUAUGGCCAUCCACAGCUUCAUAAUUCAAAGAAAAAUGGUUAUUCUGAAUGCUUAAAGCCAUCAGUCCUGUGAAUUCUGAGCAUUUUGAAUCUCCUAAUGCAUGAUAUCCAAGCCCAUGUUCCACUGCAUCUGCAGAGAAAUCAUGCAUUGCUGUGCAAUGUAUCCCACACGCUCUCACUCCAACAGGAUUCCAACAUAGGGGCAAAACGUUUAACCAAUAUUCCGCAGACAUAACUAGUAGAAAGCAUCAGAGAAAAAGGCUUCUCUUUCUUUAUCGUUUUUAUCUUUUGCCAAUGUUGGUGUUUUUUAUGUGACUUGUCUUUUACAAAAGUCAAUAUCUACAGAUUUCUAUAGAGAAAGACCAGUAUAAACAUUUAGAAUUUAACAUUUUAUACUUAAGUUUCACGUAAAAAUAUAGUGUAUGUGAGCACUUUUUUCAUGACAUAAGAACUUUUUUUUUUGUGAAUAUUUGGACCUUUUGUGAUGUCUGAGGAAUUUGUUAGUGUAGAAUGCAUAUUUUAUCCUGUACCUGUGUGAUUAUAAAGAAAUGCUCACUAGCUGACAAAAAAGACUCUCUUUAAGGGAAUUACUAUUACAUUGUUAAUGACUAAAAACUAGAUUAUGCUUUGAUGUUUAAAGUUUGUUGAUAAAUAGCAUCCCUUUAAAAAAUUUAGUUACACGGUUGUCGUCUACUGUAUGCAGAAGGGAAAUUUACACAUUUAUAGGAACAGAGAUGCUGUAACAAUAGUGACUAUUUAUUAUUAUUAUUAUUAUUAUUAUUAUUAUUAUCAUCAAUAUUAUUUCUAUGCCCAGCAUUAUAUCAUCAGCCGCUUGGCCAUCAUGUACUAGAACUUAAAUUUAAAGGGGAACUUUAAUAAAAUUUUAACAUAA